Molecule: messenger RNA, 1546 nt
Organism: Polistes canadensis
Lineage: Eukaryota; Metazoa; Arthropoda; Insecta; Hymenoptera; Vespidae
Product: S-methyl-5'-thioadenosine phosphorylase
Exons: 7
Coding region: 169-1023 (284 amino acids)
Biological process (GO): nucleoside metabolic process
Cellular component (GO): cytosol
Molecular function (GO): S-methyl-5-thioadenosine phosphorylase activity
Source: RefSeq, a predicted model, not a curated record
AUAUUUUUCACGAAAAAUAUCGAUAACUGCAAUUACGUUGCAAAUCAUACCAGGGACUGCUCUGAAUCGAUUUUGAUGAUCGAAGUUUCGUUGGAAAAGUGAAGAUUUGUUGAUCACACUACUGUAUAUAUAUUCUCUAAGAGAAUAUUAUUCGUUUCUCAUUGCAAAAUGUCGAAAAAUCAAAUUAAGAUUGGUAUUAUUGGAGGGUCAGGACUUGACGAUCCAAAUCGGCAAAUAUUUAGUUACCAAUCCGAAACUAAACGUGAAGAUGCAACUAAUGAAUUUGGAACACCGUCGAGUAAUCUUUAUCAUGGAACUAUUUCUGGAGUAAAAGUGAUAUUAUUGUCUAGGCAUGGACCGGGUCAUUCUAUAACUCCGACUAAUGUAAAUUAUCGUGCAAAUAUUGAAGCUUUAAAACUUGCCGGAUGUACGCACAUUCUUGCAUCGACUGCUUGUGGUUCAUUAACAGAAUCAAUAGGUAGAGGACAAUUAGUUGUACCUGAUAGUUUUUUGGAUAGAACGACUAAGCGAGAUGGUACUUUCUUUGAUGGCAGUUCCAAUAAAUAUCCAGGGGUUUGCCAUAUGCCAAUGGAACCAGCAUUUGAUCCGGACAUUUCCAAGAUUUUAUUACAGGCUGGGAAAGAUCUUGGCUUUGAUGUACGAAACGGAGCAACGAUAGUUUCAAUAGAAGGACCACGUUUUUCUUCUAAAGCUGAAAGUAAUGCACUCCGUCUUUGGGGGGGACAUUUAGUUAACAUGACUACUUAUCCGGAAGUCUGUUUAGCAAAAGAAGCAGGAUUAUUAUACGCAGCUAUAGCAAUGGCAACUGACUAUGAUAGUUGGAGAGAAUGCGAGAAAAGUGUACACGCAGCCGAUGUUUUAACAGUAUUCAAAAAAAAUGUUGAUAAGGUAACAGAUCUGCUAAUACGAGCUAUUGAAUUAAUAUCUUUAGAAGAUUGGGAUCAAGAUAUUAAUAAUUUGAAGGAACUCAUUAAAAGCAGUAACGUAACGCAUAAUGUUUGACGAUAAGAAAACCUCAUCAAUUGUGAAUAAAAGUUUUAAAAAUAAGUUAAGUAAAAAAAGAAGAAGUAUACAACUUUUUAAAAAAUGUUAAAUUUGAUUUAAAUAUAAUAUAUUUCUAUUUAUUUGUAUUUGAUCCAAGAGUUAUAGAACACAUUCCAUUUGUUUUUUUAAAUCCUCAGUAAAUACGUUAACGUUUAAAAUGAAAUUUGAUAUUUAUUUUAUAACACAACAUUUAAUUUGUAUUAUUAAUAAACAUUAAAUAACUUACUCAAAUAUAUUUAUAGCAAGAUUUUUUUUUCUCUUUACAUUUUAAUCUUAUUCAAGUAUUGUCAUAGUUUAAACUAAAACAUUGCAUCCUGCGUCGAUACAUACACAGUGGCAAAUCUUAAUAGUAAUGUAAAUCGAUUAUUUUUAAAUUCAUAUCAGACGAAUAUUUAAAUGGAAACAAAAAUGUUUGUUAUAAUUUUUUGCAAUAACAUUUUUACACUGUUGUCACAAAAUAAAUUUGACGUAUAAUAUAAAA